Helianthus annuus (common sunflower) is the source of this 1032-nucleotide messenger RNA. RefSeq lists its product as uncharacterized. The coding region runs from base 1 to 1032 and encodes 343 amino acids. NCBI's taxonomy places the organism in Eukaryota, Viridiplantae, Streptophyta, Magnoliopsida, Asterales, Asteraceae. The record is from RefSeq and is a predicted model, not a curated record. The transcript is spliced from 3 exons.
AUGUCUUCAUCUUCUUCUUCAACGUGGUAUUCGUCAUCUUCAGGUGAAAGCGAAGCAUUUUUUUCAAACGUCAUUAUCUACGCAGCUCAGAUGAUCAUGGAGGAGGAUGAAGAGGCUGAAACGUCGUCACAUCGGCAAACUAGGAGAGCGGCCUUAAAGCGAGACCGAGAAGCCGGCCAUGAUAAUUUAGUGGCCGAUUAUUUUGCCGACAUACCUGUGUACACGGACGAGAUGUUUCGACGUUGGUUCCGAAUGAGUCAUCGACUGUUCUUACGUAUCGCAGACCACUUGGCCAAGUCUGAUCCGUUUUUCACACUGCGAUACGAUGCUAGGGGCCAAAGGGGAUUCACUACUUUACAGGAAUGUACAUCGGCCAUUCACCAACUGGCAUACGGGUACGCACCCGAUUCGUUGGACGAGAAUUUAAGGAUGUCCGAAAGAACCGCACGUGAAUACAUGCACAGGAUCUUUGGAUUGACAUGCUUUUUUGGUGUACCUGGUUCACUUAAUGACCUUAACAUCAUCUACCAGUCACAGACAUUUGAUGAUAUAGUGGCAGGAACAGGUCCAGCACUAGUUUUACGGUUUCGGGGGUGGAAUACAGGCGGGGUUACUACCUUGCGGAUGGAAGAUACCCAACGUACUCUACAGUCGUUGAAACUAUUUCGCACCCGACAGACGAUAAAAGAAAGAAAUUUGCGAAGUUUCAAGAGGGGGCGACAAAAGAUGUUGAACGGUGUUUUGGGGUUCUACAAAAAAUGGCAUAUCAUUGAAUAUCCAGCACGUCCUGCUACACUAAAGAGGUUGCGACACAUUAUGUACGCUGGUAUCUUGUUGCAUAACAUGAUCAUCGAAGACGAAGGUAGAGCGAUUUGUGACUACAACGAAAACGCGUCUAACGGGAAGUCUGUUCCAGUCAGUUUGGAACAACAAGAUUUAAACGGAUUCUCUCUAUGUAACGAGUAUACACAUCAAAAUCUACAAGCGGACUUUUGUGGAGUACAUUUGGAACAACGCACAAAACGAACCUAA